Molecule: messenger RNA, 971 nt
Organism: Panicum virgatum (switchgrass)
Lineage: Eukaryota; Viridiplantae; Streptophyta; Magnoliopsida; Poales; Poaceae
Product: ethylene-responsive transcription factor 12-like
Exons: 1
Coding region: 55-708 (217 amino acids)
Biological process (GO): regulation of DNA-templated transcription
Molecular function (GO): DNA-binding transcription factor activity; DNA binding
Source: RefSeq, a predicted model, not a curated record
CAUCCGUCACUCCCCCAUGGCUGCCACCAAAUUCAUAUUCAUGGCGCUGAGCUCAUGAUGGACGCCACCCGCUUCCUCGAUGCCGACGACCACCACCACAAGCACAUCGGCCUGGGGAAGAUGAACACGACGGUGGCACGCGAUCACCACCCCACCAUGGACAAGCAGCGGACGCCCAGUGGGGAGGGCCUGCCCCAUGGGACGGGCACGGGCCACCGGCGCUUCCGCUGCGUGCACCGCCGCCCGUGGGGGAAGUGGGCCGCCGAGAUCCGCGGCCCCAAUCUGCACAAGCGCGUCUGGCUAGGCACCUUCGACACCGCCGAGGAGGCCGCCGCCGCCUACGACUCGGCCGCGCUCCGCCUCCGCGGCCGCCGGGCCGUCACAAACUUCCCUCCUCCGUCCUGCAUCUCCGUCUCGGCAACCUCCUCCGCCGUCAUGUCGGAGACCUCCACAUCAUCGGCCCCUCCAUCUGAUCGGCCGGUGAUGACCUCCCAAGGACGGCCAGAGAGCCCCAUGGCGUCUCCUCCGUCGCCCCAGUCAUCCGUCGGUGACGACGCGACGGGAUCCUUGUGGUUUCACCGGGAGCCCCUCGAAUUCAUCGACUUUUCACUGCCGGCAACGGCGCCGGCGGGGAGUCGCCACUGCGACUUCGGUGAUCUCGGUGACCUCGAUGAUCUCUUCUCCACGCCGGACCUCCUGGCGCCCUGACUCAUCUGCCCAGCCUCCUCGGCUCACAGCAAAUUUUGGGGACAAUCUUCUUUCAAUCUUUCUAGUUUGAAAUUUGAAAGAAGAUAUAUACUCAAUAUGUUGCUUACAUUGAGGCGUAUUCAUGAGAAGCAGGCUGUGUUAAAGCUACAAUUUUGGACAUCCCCUUAUUGCAUCCUAGAGAUCCUGGAGAAAAAUGUAACCUUUUUAUUCACUCAAAUUUAGCAGUUCAGUCUUCAAUGAAACUCUUCAUCUUUUUGUGAUGA